Molecule: messenger RNA, 1488 nt
Organism: Balaenoptera acutorostrata (minke whale)
Lineage: Eukaryota; Metazoa; Chordata; Mammalia; Artiodactyla; Balaenopteridae
Gene: SMIM45
Product: small integral membrane protein 45
Exons: 2
Coding region: 280-486 (68 amino acids)
Source: RefSeq, a predicted model, not a curated record
GGCAGGGAGAGGUACAGGCUGCCGGAGCUAGCCCAGGACUGCCCCCUCCUGGCCCAGUCAGAGCCCCUGGGCCUGAGAAACUCUGUCUCCCGUAGGGGGCGUUGGCCUCGCCCUUUCUCUGCUUCCAGCACCCGGGGCGGCUGCAGAUGGCAGCAUCUCUGGGGACAGCAGCUGCGACUGAGUCCAUGGGCCGACACUGAGCUGCUUAGGCAGAGGCUGUGCGCUCAGCCCGGAGCCCCCGGAACAGGCAUCUGCAGGGCUUGAGCCAAGGCCGCCGCGAUGCCGCACUUCCUGGACUGGUUCGUGCCUGUUUACCUGUUCAUCUCUGUGCUCAUCCUGGUGGGCUUCGGCGCCUGCAUCUACUACUUCGAGCCCGGUUUGCAGGAGGCGCAUAAGUGGCGCAUGCAGCGCCCCCUGGUGGACCGUGACCUCCGCAAGACACUGAUGGUUCGCGACAACCUGGCCUUCGGGGGCCCCGAGGUCUGAGUUGACCGGCUCUGUUGGCGGUGGGGAGUGGGCACCGGGUGCCCUCUCCCGUCCCGCCCAGCCUGGAGACCCCGGGGCAGAGGGAGGAGAACCCCUGGUCCUCCAGGCUCUCCCUCGCAGCCUGGCUCCUCCCAGGAGGAGGGGCUCUGGGAGGACCCUGGCUGUGGGGAGAUGGGGCACCUGGGUGCCUUGAGAUGUCGCUGCUGAUGGCCCAGGGCUUGCUCUCCGGGUCAAGCCAGCUCACCCCACACCUGCCCUCCCCAGCUCCGGGGACGCCCCACGGCCCCCCAGUGCCUUUGUGCUGCCCAGCACUCCUGCCCCUCCACCCGGCGUCAGGCAUGGCUGCCCCCGCCUGUCCUGAGCCUCCAGAUCUCCCACUUCCCUACCAGAUCCUCGGAGAUGCUCAGCUCCCCACUCCCGCCAGUGGUAUCGACCCUACAGCUUCAUGGGCCAGGCUUCAAAGCUGACCCAGGAAAGGGCCCCCUUUGGAGGGAUGUCAACUUAGUCCAGCCCAGCCCUACCACUCUGGACCCGGGCUUGGCAUGGAUGAGUGUGUGUGGUGGGGUGUGCAAGGGGCAAGGCCAUAGAGGAAGGAGGUGUGUGUGUGUGAUAGAGAGAACUUUUGAGGGGAGUGGGCAGGCGUGCGGAGGGGAGGAGAAGCAUGUUUGUGUGAGAGGGAGGGGGGGGCCCAGGCAGGAUGGGAGGUGGUGGGGAUGGGGUGAGCUUUGUGGGCAGUGUGGGGACCACCAGCAGUUCCCACCCGCCUCCCUCGUCUGGACUUCCCUAUCCCUUCCUUUUCCCAAGGCUGAGGCCGCUGGCAGGAGCCCCUGCCCUCCCCUUCUGGUCCUGAACUGCACCAGGGGCCCCAAGCCCACCCUGGAGCCCUCCUUCUCUGUGGGGCACCACUGCCUCCUUUUUGGACAUAGAUUGGCAACCUGCUCACUCCCCUCCUUUGGGGCAUCCGUCUUAAUUUAUCUCAAUAAUAAAAACUCCAUGACUAUC